Messenger RNA from Paralichthys olivaceus (Japanese flounder), 4261 nucleotides. It is a transcript of the gene tbc1d14, whose product is annotated as TBC1 domain family, member 14. The record is from RefSeq and is a predicted model, not a curated record. Lineage: Eukaryota; Metazoa; Chordata; Actinopteri; Pleuronectiformes; Paralichthyidae.
ACGGUGAGCAUUCUCCACUCGAUUGCACUGCACUACCUCCUCACAAGUUUGUUUUAAAAUGGCGGCGGAAGCUCGGAGACAGGUAUGAAAUAUUUACGAUACCGGAUAAACUCGUAAAAAAAAAAAAAAAGAAAAGAUGUGCCCGGUCGCACAAGUCGAUAGACGCCAGGGAAGAACCCCCUCUGCCGUGUUGGUGCCGCGGGACGGAACGAGGGAAAAUGUCCGUCGUGUUUGAACUUUAAGUUGGUUCCUUGUGAGGAGGAAGCGGGCGUCAGCGGCCAGUGCGCCCGGCGAGCGAGUCCGGUUUGUCCGCGGUGUUGGUGUUCACCGGCCAUUGAAUGUGUGUGUGGUUCGUCUGUCCGUCCAUCGAGCUGACUGACGCUGUGUGUGUCCACCGAGCAGCGUUAGAGGAGAAGGAGAAGGAGAAGGAGGAGGUGAUGGUGCAGCAGCAGCGGUAGUCACAGCAUCACCAUGGAGCGUGCACCUGCCACCCACCUGUAGCAUCCACCCCCCCCCCUACCCACCCCCGGCCCCGGGCGGCAUGGCGAACACGACCGGCCAGGAGCUGAGGGACAGCCGCUGCGGUGUGUCUGGAGAAGCCAUAGCGGAGAAUGGCUCUGUGGUCAAAGAUCAGACUGCCCCUGACCCCCACGAUCACACCAACCAUCACUGUCAUGAAGCCAGCACGACCCCACACAGCAUACCCGUCCUGCCCAGUUACAAGCCAUCCUGCUCCUCUACCCCCACCUACUACAGCAGCCCCCAGAAAAGCUACUCAGACCUGGACCAGGACAGCCACAGUUUGACUUCCCAGGACUCAGGUAUACCCACUCUCGAGAUAAACCCUCCUGAGCCCAUCCUUCAUGGCCACCAACGCCCAGGCGAUGCAGGCCUCAUCCUGGAUGCCAGUCAUGAUUCCCCCGCCACUUUACCUUUGAAUGAUGAUCACUCUAUCGACAACACCAUCCGCAAAUCCUCCACCUUUCCUCGCAGCGGAUAUGACUCUAUCCGCCUCUUCAGCCCCACCCUCAGAUUAUCAACCACCACGGGUAUGGGUGUCGAUGACAUCUCUGUGUGCAGCGUGUCCAGCAUGAGCACCGAACUGUCGGUCUCCAACGAAGACAUCUUGGAUUUCACCGUCACGUCUGACUCCAGUGCCAUUGUCACCUUGGAGACGGACGACAGCGGCACCGCUCACUUCUCAGAUGUCACGCUGUCGUCCUCUCCAGGGGACUCCAGAGACUUAUGGAGUCCUGUGCGACCCUACCCGGGGUCAGGUGUCCUGCAGCAGGAAGAUGAUGUCAGGAAAAAUAAACUGGGACCUCUUGCAAGCUUAUUCAACAGGAGCCUGUUUGCCAGGAGGGUUAAGGACAGUCGGCCAGUGGAGCAGAGGGAUCCAGGGUGGAAGCUUUUCGGGAAAGUCCCCCCACGGGAAGGCCCCAUCAAGGAUCCUAAGAAAAUACAAAAGGAAUAUGAAACGAAGAGUGGCAGAGCUGGAUCCGGCAACCCAACGUCCCCCAGGCAGAGUGUGAGGAAAAACCUGGACUUUGAGCCACUCUCCACUACUGCACUUAUACUGGAGGACAGACCUGCGAACCUGCCUGCCAAGCCAGCUGAGGAGGCUCAGAAACACAGACAGCAGUAUGAGGAGAUGGUGGCCCAGGCCAAGAAGAGAGAGCUGAAGGAGGCUCAGAAGAGGAAGAAGCAGCUGGAGGAUCGGUGUAAGCUUGAGGAGAGCAUUGGCACAGCCGCCCAGGCCUGGAACCAGGAGAUUUUGCCUAACUGGAGUGCAAUGUGUACAUCUCGACGAGUGAGAGACCUCUGGUGGCAAGGCAUCCCCCCCAGUGUCAGAGGCAAAGUGUGGAGCCUGGCUGUGGGCAACGAUCUCAACGUAACACACGAGCUGUACAACAUCUGUCUGUCCCGGGCGAAAGAGAAGUGGACCACGCCAGCACCUGCCGCCGAGAUCGAAACUGAUGAUGCUGGUUCUUUAGACAGGGAGUCGAGCCUGGAGCUGAUCAAGCUGGACAUCUCGAGAACCUUCCCCCAACUGUGCAUCUUCCAGCAGGGCGGGCCCUAUCACGAUGUGUUGCACAGCAUUCUGGGAGCAUACACUUGUUACCGGCCAGACGUUGGCUACGUGCAGGGAAUGUCAUUCAUUGCAGCAGUGCUCAUCCUGAACCUGGACACAGCCGAUGCCUUUAUAGCUUUUGCCAACCUGCUCAACAAACCGUGUCAGAUGGCCUUCUUCAGAGUCGACCACAGCCUUAUGUUGACAUACUUUGCGGCAUUUGAAGUGUUCUUUGAAGAAAACCUACCAAAGCUCUUUGCACAUUUCAAGAAAAACAACUUGACCCCCGAUAUUUAUUUAAUCGACUGGAUCUUCACUCUGUACAGUAAGUCGCUGCCGUUGGAUCUGGCAUGUCGGGUUUGGGACGUGUUCUGCAGAGACAGCGAGGAGUUCCUAUUCCGCACGGCGCUCGGCCUGCUGCGUCUCUACCAGGACGUCCUGACCUGCAUGGACUUCAUCCACAUGGCUCAGUUCCUCACCCGCCUGCCGGACUUCCUACCGGCCGAGCAGCUCUUCCAGCACAUCGCUGCUGUGCACAUGACCAGCCGCAACAGGAAAUGGUCACAGGUCCUACAGGCUUUACAGAAAGAUCUGGAGCGAGGCAGCCCGGUUCUGAAGCGCUGAGCCGAGAUCAGGAGGUCUCACCUACGAACUCCAGUUCCCCUCCAGACUCUUACUAGGGACCUGAGAGAGACCGGAGGGGUCUGUCAGUGAUGAGGCAGGCAUGUGAAAAGGAAAAUGAGGCCUUAUUUAACUCCCACCACCCCUCCUCUGCUCUGAGGCCCAGCAGUGGACUGUAAACUGUAGCUGGCAGACGCUGAAGAAUGUACCACACACUCCCACAUACAUGUCCCCAGCCGACUGACUCACGUCCAGGGGAAACGACCAGUGACAACUCAAAUCCUCUACUUAUUCUUUAAGUAUGUUUCCACCAACGGUUCCACUUGUCUAUUCCUUUUUUUUUUUUGUUCAGAGUAUCAGAUCUUUGAAUGUCACAAUGUGUCGAUCUCUUUGUGUUUCUUCUUUGGGCUCAGUUUGCUUUUCAUUUGUUUUCCGUCAUCAUCAUUGAACAUUUUAUUUCCUGAAUCAUUCCAUGAAAUCAUCUCUUCACGUUUGGUGAAGAGAUGAAAUGUGUUCAGCCUCUAAAAGAGGCGAUAAGCUGCCUGUAAAAUGACUUUUACAGUAAAAUUAUAAAAAAUACUGGAAGUGGAGUAAAUAAUGAGAUUAUGUGUUACUGUGAGAGACACACAAAUUCCUGUAUCAGAUUUGGAUUGGCCCUUCCCCUGAAUAUGUUUGAGACACAUUUCAUCUUGUUAGUGUUUGUCUUGGUGUGAGUGUUGAUGUCUUGUGCGCUUAUUUAAUAUUUAUCUAACGGAUGACCGGACUUGUUCCAGUGAAAUGAAGGGUUGUUGAUGAACCUCUACCUCACACAAAUGUGAUGGAGCGUAUAUAGAUCUGUGAUUUUAACAACUCCAACGCAUGAGCAAGAGGUCAUGACUUGAGCACCAUCGUCCAUGAGCGGAUUCGUGCACUUUGAGGAAUAAAACGUCCACUAGGGGGCCGUUUUUGGGUUGAAUUACCUCUGUUAUUAUUUUGUUAAUGUGGAGGUCAUGGCAGCAGUUGUGACAUCGCUUUAAAACUUCCUGUCCUCAUGUCCCAAUCUAUACUGCCCCCAUUGGUCAUGCUAUGAAUUGCAUGUUCUGGACAAGUUGCGUAUGAUGCACACAAGAACCAUGGAGAUUGAAAAUUCUGGAUUCAUGGGCUGCAACUUUUUACCACAUAUUUGUUGUCAUUUUGACAAAUUGGCACUAUAGAAAUAUACAGACGCUGCUAGCAUUUCCUGUUUGCAGUGUAUCCAUAGAUUUACAGACGACUAUCACUGGAUGAGUUUAAUACUAAGGAAAAGUUCAAAGGUUCUGGAUAUAUAAGAAGCAGCUUCUUUUCCCCUGUGACUUGAAAAAUCAAAGAUGAUGACGUUGAGGAUGUGUCAGUCAUUAAAAACGUAGAAAAUAUGUUCAGACACGACUGAGACGAGACGCAAAUUGUAUUUUGAAGCACCUUAAUGUCCUCCGUGUGCCGUGUCGCGUUCACUGCUGCUUGCGCCACCUGUUGAUCGCAUUGAUGAACUACAGUAACUACACUGGCUUGCGCUUCACUUUCACCUGUCCUCACACGUUAUCUUUUGACUCA